AUGGAGUUCGCACCACUGAACACCCCACUGGUGCGGCGCUUGCAGGUGGUUGCCGUGCUUCAGUGGGUCAUGUCCUUCAUCUUGAUAGUUCAGGUGUCCACUGGGAUCUCAGUGAUGCUGAUCGUAUACAACUACUGGUACAUCUAUAUCCCAUAUCUCAUCUGGCUCUACUUUGACUGGCAAACUCCAGAGCAAGGAGGCAGGAGAUCUAACUGGGUCAAAAGCUGGACUGUGUGGAGGCAUUUUAAGGACUAUUUUCCACUUCAUCUCAUCAAAACCCAGGAUUUGAAUCCACGACAAAAUUAUAUAUUUGGGAUUCACCCUCAUGGAAUAUUUGCAACUGGAGUUUUCGGAAAUUUUUGCCUAAAUUACUCCGACUUCAAGAAGCAGUUUCCCGAUUUUACACCUUAUGUUCAUUCGCUUGCAUGCUUGUUCAAGGUCCCAAUCUGCCGAGAAUAUCUGAUGAGCUUGGGGUUGGUUCCCGUUUCUAAGGAGAGCAUAUCCCAUGUAGUGAGCAAAGAUGGAGGUGGGAACAUUUCCAUCAUAGUCCUUGGAGGCGCGAGGGAAUCGCUGGACGCCCACCCAGGGAAGUAUACCCUAUGUAUGCACAGUCGCAAAGGAUUUGUUAAGCUUGCCUUGAUCCAUGGUGCCAGCUUGGUCCCAGUGUUUUCUUUUGGUGAAAAUGAACUUUUUAAACAAAUUAACAACCCCGAAGGCUCAUGGCUUAGAUUUGCACAAGAGACACUGAAGAAAUCAACCGGGUUUACCUUGCCACUGUGUUACGCCAGGGGAAUAUUCCAGUACAACUUUGGCCUAGUGCCCUAUCGGAAACCGAUCUACACCGUUGUUGGCCGCCCCAUCCCUGUCCGGAGGACUCCGCACCCAACCCAAGAACAGACUGACCAGCUGCAUCAGACCUAUAUGGAGGAGCUAAAGAAACUAUUUGAUGAGCACAAAGGGAAAUACGGUAUUCCAGAACACGAAACUCUGGUUUUUAAGUGA
Alexandromys fortis (reed vole) is the source of this 1002-nucleotide messenger RNA. RefSeq names its product monoacylglycerol O-acyltransferase 1 (gene Mogat1). NCBI's taxonomy places the organism in Eukaryota, Metazoa, Chordata, Mammalia, Rodentia, Cricetidae. Gene Ontology annotation, biological process: triglyceride biosynthetic process; diacylglycerol biosynthetic process. The transcript has 6 exons. Gene Ontology annotation, cellular component: endoplasmic reticulum membrane. Gene Ontology annotation, molecular function: diacylglycerol O-acyltransferase activity. Bases 1 to 1002 code for a protein of 333 amino acids. The record is from RefSeq and is a predicted model, not a curated record.